ACUCGCAUUGGUCGCGCGUCGUGCUCAGACAGGUUCAUACAUUCCUUUACCCAAUUUAUUCAACGGACACUCACUGCGUAGAGCCGCCUGCUUCUACUUCUGAAAACCCUAAUUCGCCGGUUCUCUCUCUGUCGAGGUAAAAAUUUCGUCCAAAUGAGAGGAAGGAGCUAUAGCCCAUCGCCACCAAGGGGCUAUGGUAGAAGGGGCCGCAGCCCUAGCCCUAGAGGACGUUAUGGUGGUGGUGGUCGCGGUGGUAGGGAUCUUCCUACUAGCCUCCUAGUGCGUAAUCUCCGCCAUGAUUGCAGGCCUGAAGACCUCCGCAGGCCUUUUGAACAAUUUGGUGCUCUCAAGGACAUUUACUUACCAAGGGAUUAUUAUACUGGGGAACCUCGUGGUUUUGGUUUUGUUCAAUAUUCAGAUCCUCAUGAUGCUGCUGAGGCAAAACAUCAUAUGGAUGGUAGGGUUCUCCUUGGUCGGGAAUUGACAGUUGUGUUUGCAGAGGAGAAUAGGAAGAAGCCAGCUGAUAUGAGGGCUAGGGAGCGAGGGAGGGGUCGAUUUCGUGAUCGAAGGAGAUCUCCACCACGUUAUUCUCGCUCUCCUCGCUAUUCUCAUUCCCCACCACCACGCAAUGCAAGAUCUCGGUCUAUCAGUCAUGAAUAUUAUUCCCCUCCUGGAAGACGCCAUUACUCAAGAUCUGUGUCACCACAAGAGAAGAGGUAUAGUCGAGAGAGGUCAUAUUCUCGUUCAAGGAGCCGCAGUAGAACUCCAAACAGGGGUCAAAGCCAGAGCCCAAGAAGCAGAAGUCGGAGUGCUAAUAGAAGCAGAAGUCGCAGCCCAAAUCACGAUGAAUACCCUAGGGAAUCAAAUGGGGUUAGGUCUCCUAGUCAGUAAGCUAAUGGGAAGGGACAACUGUAAUGUUACUUGUGUUCCGGAUCAUGUUCUUUGCAUUGAUGCGGGUGAUCUAGGUUUUGUUGUUUGUUGUUAUUAACUUCUAUAGGAUGCUCGUCUUUUGUUAUUGCAGUGAAUGCGUGGGAAGAAUUUGUUGGCUUAGCGAUAGUUAUUGUCAUAUAUUUUUGUCUAGCAGAAUCAGUUAAUAUUAAACUCUUGGUUGCUAUGUAAUUUUGUUGGGCGGUUUUAUGACGAUUUCUUUGCUGAAA
Molecule: messenger RNA, 1157 nt
Organism: Manihot esculenta (cassava)
Lineage: Eukaryota; Viridiplantae; Streptophyta; Magnoliopsida; Malpighiales; Euphorbiaceae
Product: serine/arginine-rich SC35-like splicing factor SCL33
Exons: 6
Coding region: 154-891 (245 amino acids)
Biological process (GO): mRNA splicing, via spliceosome
Cellular component (GO): nuclear speck; cytoplasm
Molecular function (GO): RNA binding
Source: RefSeq, a predicted model, not a curated record